This is a messenger RNA of Spirometra erinaceieuropaei, 1650 nucleotides long. NCBI's taxonomy places the organism in Eukaryota, Metazoa, Platyhelminthes, Cestoda, Diphyllobothriidea, Diphyllobothriidae. The record is from the annotation of a GenBank genome assembly.
AUGCGAUGUGCGAACAAGAUCGGGUUGUGCGUAGUUCAGUGUGAAAGCGCACUAAACCUAUCCCCUCACAUACUGAUCGUUUUGUUGGGUGAGGAGGAGGAGGAGGAGGAGGAGGAGGAGGAGACAGAAACCCCACUCCUGGUGUCUGGCAUUACACCGCGUCUCUCUGUCUGGUACAUGCCUGCACAUGUCCACUGGCACCAGUUCAUUUUCUCUGAAUGUUGAGAUUCUGUAUGGUGUUCUUCACCACGACCAAGUAAUCCUUGACACCGGCCCAUCACAGCCAUCCAAGCUUGUCAGCCCACAGCAAGGCUCACGUGGACACGCUCCCACCCAAGACACCCGGAAGCAUGUCCCAGCGGGGUUAAACGGCAGCUGAGCGUUCGUCCGCCAGUGUGCUCCAUAGACAUACUCUUCUUCAGCCCAGAACAUAAUAUUAAUCGCCUUCUGCUGGCACCUGUCUUCUGCACAGGACCUGUCCUGUGGACCGUUGUAGCCUUACGGUGCCAUUGGGGAUCGCGUAUGCUUAUAUGUGUGCGUGUGUCUGUGGUGAGGUGUAGGUGGGUCCAGUGGUGGGUCCAUGCGACGGACGUAGUAGGUCGUUCAUUUGCUUGCAGAUGUAGACUACGCCUAGCGUCCACUGGCUGGUACCCAACUCCCAAAUGUGGCUCCCCAAAGCUAGGCUCUGCCCAGCGGCCACACCCAGGUAACCGCCUCGACUGGCGGGCUAAACCAAGUGAGGGUAUCCGUGUAUGCAUCUUCGCACACGGUAAUCUCGGUUGGCCGGAUGAAUCACCGCAUCGGCGCAGUCGAGAGGAGGCCCGUUUUGCGCACCAUCGGCGGACGUUGCUCUGCUGUCUUUGUUUUUGCUUGUUCUUGUUUGUCUGCUCCCUGUUUGUUUGUUUGUGUCUGGCCUUUUUAAAAAGUGACUGCUGUUCUGUUGAAUUUCUUCUGUUGCCUUUACUUUUGUUGUUCUUGCUUGCUUGCUUUUUGUCCGCUUGUUCGUGUCUCUCCUUAUUGUAGGCUAAAUGCCGUUCUGCUGAAUUUAUCUGCUCACCACUUAUAUUUUAACAACCAGUUUAGCUUAGAGAGGGACGGGAAAGCUCUGCAUCCCGUCUCUCUACCCUUACCCCAUCCACCCUUCAAGCUUACGUCGAUGUCGUCGGCAGUCCCAGGCUAACUCGGGUCGCUCUUCCACUAAAAAAGCCGUGGCCCAUAGUGGAGUUCGGCAGCCGUCUGGGGCAACUGAACAGCCCUAUUGAGUGCGUGCACUGCGCACCCCUGCAAGGGGAUAGAAGAGGUGCCAUAAAAAAAUGCUGGGGAACCACGCCGUCUGAAGACUGACCGUGGUCGCAGAUGUAAAACACACAGUCGAAACACUCAAAAUCGAAACAACGCGCGCGCGCCCUCUCUCUUCUCCCUCCUCCCCGCCGCCUCAUCCGCCAGACUGGUAGGGUGAGUCCGAUCACUCUGAAGGCAUGGAAUUUUCGUUCUCCUUUUUAUACUCUCAGGUGCGACCGGCCGGAACGAAAUACAACGCUAGUCGCUCGAGAACUGGCGCGCUACAAGGUUGACAUUGCUGCACUCAGAGAAGCCCGUUUCUCCGGACAUGACCUACUGGAGAUGGAUGCCGGAUACAUCUUCUUCUGA